Molecule: messenger RNA, 1179 nt
Organism: Cladophialophora immunda
Lineage: Eukaryota; Fungi; Ascomycota; Eurotiomycetes; Chaetothyriales; Herpotrichiellaceae
Exons: 2
Coding region: 141-755 (204 amino acids)
Source: RefSeq, a predicted model, not a curated record
UCUCUGACUUCCCACUGACUUCUCUGACUUCCCACUUCUCUGACUUCCCACUGACUUCUCUGACUUCCCACUGACUUCUUUUGACUUCCCACUGACUUCUUUGACUUCCCACUGACUUCGAGGUAUACGAGUACGCAGUCAUGCACUUUAGCCUGGAAUCCCGGUGCGCUCCAUGUAUCGAGAAGGAUCAGCAGUGCUCUGUGAAAGCUGGAUCGCUAGUGUGCGAACAGUGCUUUCCUUCUACCCAUACUUCCUGCCUAUUCACGAGGCUACGCCCCCAACUCGUACGACUUCCGGAUUUGCAGCCGUCUGAACUGAAACAGUCCGACCAGCAUUUUCGAGUCAAAUGUCCUCGAGGCUGUGAUGGGGGGAGGGAAUUACGUCUCGAUGAUAUGGUUUUACAUUGGCAAAUAACUCAUCUUAAACCCCGGAGUCGUCGAUGCGGAAGUUGUGGUAAAGGAUUCUCUGGUUCUAUGCAGCUACUCAAGCACACCUACAAAGAGAAAAAAUGUCGAACCUCAAGGCCGACCAGGGAAGAGCUCAAUAAACUGCGAGACGACUUCCUAAAAGAGGUUGCGAAGGGAGAAGGUGUUCUUCAAGAACAGGCAUCGCUAGGACAAGGUGAAACCUCCUGUGGAGGGAACGCAGAAUUUCCACAGGAAUGUACGGGUAAUGUACCCGUGUCCCAAAUGUUCCCUCCUGGUAAGUGUAUAUCCAUUCCCAGCCCAAUAAAGACAUUACGUGACUGGUUGUAGCAGAAUAUCACUAUCGCUCAAGUAUAACUGUCGGAACACUUCUGUCUAUGGUAUUGGCAAAGGAUGAGGCAGCGGAAGAACGGUCCUGGUCUCCGGAAAAGUUCUUUCAAUACUCCCUGCAAGGGAACAUGGUCUUCCGCUUGGGAGAAGCGAAUACGGCUACAUUCACGAUCGAGCUGCCCUUCGGACGGGCAUUUGACAAUUUAGAUGUGUCGUCACCAAGUACUAUCCAGCAAUUCAUUGCAGCCACGCACCCUCAAUCAUAGUUCACAUUUAUGGCUUUUGCUCGAGCACUAAGCCUCCAGUCUCAGGUGCUGUCAAGUUUAAGUCUAUUAGAGGAUGAUCAUCGAGCCGCUCUAUAGCCCGCACAGUAUAUUCUCCAUUCAGCUUGACUCCUAAAGUGAGAAAAAAAUAGCUCCUCCCC